This is a messenger RNA of Erythranthe guttata (spotted monkey flower), 929 nucleotides long. Its product is annotated as WEB family protein (DUF827). Gene Ontology annotation, biological process: chloroplast accumulation movement; chloroplast avoidance movement. Lineage: Eukaryota; Viridiplantae; Streptophyta; Magnoliopsida; Lamiales; Phrymaceae. The record is from RefSeq and is a predicted model, not a curated record. Gene Ontology annotation, cellular component: cytosol.
AGAAAAGUGAAAACGAACCACAUAUAACUUGAGACUCAAUCAAAAUAUACAUAGGAGCAACAGAAUAUUAGUGAAGUGGACGCGAAGAAACGAACCAACCCCCACUCCCCCCUUCUCUUAACUAAUCAAAAACACACACACUCCCACUCAUUGCAACACACACACACACACCCCUCAAAUAAUACCCAACAAAAUCCCUUUUAUUGCAAAAUAAUUAUAAACUACUAAUUAAUUACUACAAUUUAAUCUGCGCCGCUACGAUGAAUAGGGCGGAGAUCGACACGAGCGCACCGUUCCGGUCGGUGAAAGAGGCGGUCAUGUUGUUCGGCGAGAGAGUUCUCGCCGGCGAGAUCUACGCCAAUAAGUUCAAAGAGAUGCAGGAUGGUACAAGCCAACAUGCGCAUGGUACAACAACAACAAUAGCAUCCGAAUUAAAAGAAACAAAACAAAGCCUACAAAAGGCUCAACAAGAGAGCAUCCACAUGGCACAAUACCUCUCUUCAUUACAACUUGAGCUCCAACAAACCAAAAAAGAGCUUCAUCGUUUGAAGAGUACUACGGCUCGCACACAUGUCAGACUCCCAUUGGACGAAGUAGAGACCGCUAUAGAAGACCUCAAAUUCGUCGAGGGAUAUAAAGAGCGAGCGAGCGAACAAGUGAAGAAGGAAACAAUAACUAGUGGUGAUUAUGAUCAUCAUAAAAGAGUGGAAUUCGAAAAGAAGAAAUGUGUGACGUUUGCGAAUCCGAAGGUGACACGUGUCAUUGAUGUGCCGCCUCCGCCGCCACCACCACCGCCGCAGCGUAGAGAGAGCGUGAGGGGACAAAGGCACCCUUCUCUUAAGAAGAAGAAGAAGCCACUUAUUCCGUUUAUCGGAGGGAUUUUUUCGAAGAAGAGGGGGAGCACUCAUGAUCAAGUUGCAUGUGCAUGA